Trichomycterus rosablanca is the source of this 5692-nucleotide messenger RNA. It is a transcript of the gene col22a1, whose product is annotated as collagen, type XXII, alpha 1. The record is from RefSeq and is a predicted model, not a curated record. Gene Ontology annotation, molecular function: extracellular matrix structural constituent conferring tensile strength. Gene Ontology annotation, biological process: extracellular matrix organization. The transcript has 65 exons. NCBI's taxonomy places the organism in Eukaryota, Metazoa, Chordata, Actinopteri, Siluriformes, Trichomycteridae. Bases 225 to 5093 code for a protein of 1622 amino acids.
UCUGGAUUAUCCUCAGUGUGUGUGUGAGAGUGUGUGAGUGUGUGUGAGGAGGCUACUUCCACCUGUACAGACUCAACAUCACAUCAGGAGGAUGCACUGACGUCUCAUUUAUACUGGAUGUGAUUAAAGCUGAAGAUUCUUUAUUCAGCUUCAGUUACAGGUGUAAAAGCUUGAUGAUCUACUCAAUUUAACGUAUAAAAAAAGAGAAACGAGCUGAGCGAGAGAUGGAGAGACGGUUUUGGUUCAGGAUCUCACUCAUCUUGAUGGUUCUGAUCCUGACCUUGCAUAGUGAUGCGGUAGAAGGUCAGAGAGCAGGAUGUAAGAAUGUCCACUAUGACCUGGUCUUUAUCCUGGACACGUCCUCCAGCGUGGGUAAGGACAACUUCGAGAAGAUCCGUCAGUGGGUGGCCAACCUGGUGGAGUCUUUUGAUGUCGGCGAGGACAAGACCCGCGUGGCGGUGGUGCGCUACAGCGACUCUCCCACCACCGAGUUCAACCUGGCCAGGUACAAAACUCUUGAGGAGGUCAGGAGGGCGGCCAGAAACAUCCUUUACAAGGGUGGCAACACCAAAACCGGAGACGCCAUCAGUUACACCACUAAGAACAUCUUCAACCUCCGGGCUGGGGCGAGGCCCGCUGUGAGGGGGUUCGAGAAAGUGGCGAUAUUGCUGACUGAUGGACGAAGUCAGGACUACGUCCUGGAGCCGUCCAUCGCUGCAGCCAGGGCCGGCAUCAGGAUAUUUGCUGUGGGGAUCGGAGAGGCGCUGAAGGAGGAACUGGAGGAGAUCGCAGCUGAACCCAAAAACGCUCAUGUGUUCCACGUGACUGAUUUCGAUGCCAUCGACAAAAUCAGAGUCCGGCUGAGGAAGAGCCUGUGUGAAAAUGUGCUGUGUCCCAAAAUGACGGUACAAGCUGACCGCUUCAAGCCCAACAGCACCAGCGCCGGCCUGCAGGAAGUCCAAGGUUUUGACCUGAUGGACAUGUUUAAUGUGAGAGACGUUCUGGGAGAGGCGGAACCAGGGAAGAGUUCCUAUGUUAGACUGGGCACCAUGCCCAUCGUACAGCUGACCAAAAACGCGUUUCCACAAGGCCUGCCAGAUGAGUACGCCUUCGUCACCACGUUUAGGUUCAGAAAGACUUCACGGAAGGAAGACUGGUACCUUUGGCAGAUCUACGAUAAAUACGGUAUUCCUCAGGUUUCUAUUCGUCUGGACGGAGAGAACAAAGCGGUGGAGUACAACGCUGUCGGACUGACCAAGGAUGCAGUCCGGGCAGUGUUCCGCAGUCCGGAGGUGGAGAACCUGUUCGACAGGAACUGGCACAAGAUCGGCUUGAGCAUCGGCUCCAAAUCCGUCUCGCUCUAUCUGGACUGCAAGCUCAUCCAGACCCUACCGAUCGAGGAGCGAGAAGACAUCGACAUCCAGGGCAAAACCGUCAUCGGCAAGAGACUCUACGACAGCGUCCCCAUCGAUUUCGACCUUCAGAGGAUGGUGAUCUACUGCGACUCCAAGCAGGCCGGUCAGGAGACGUGCUGUGACCUGCCCGAUGGCCCUUGCCCUAAGCAGGUUGUGACCGAGCCUACACCCAUUUUAAUCCCCACUCCGACCCCCACGAGCAAAGAGCAACAGGGCCAAACUCAUACCGUCAAUUGUUCCUGUCCUGCUGGGGAACAGGGUGAAACAGGCCCGCCCGGUCCCCAAGGCCCGAAGGGUGAAAAGGGAGAUCCAGGCCUUACAGGUGCCGCCGGACCGCAAGGAUUGAAAGGGCAGAAAGGAGAACUCGGCAAGGCGGUCUCUAUCAAAGGGGAUAGAGGCGAGAAGGGGGACAGUGGGGAGCAGGGUGAGUCUGGACUCAGAGGAGACAAGGGGGAAAGGGGAUACGAUGGCCUUCCAGGACUCGCUGGGAAACACGGCGACAAAGGCGACCUGGGUGAAAGCGGCUCUCCGGGGGCCCCUGGCAUACCUGGUCCACUGGGCCCCACGGGUGUACAAGGUGAUGUGGGGCAUCCUGGAGCGCCUGGUCCCAAUGGUCUCGCUGGUGAUCAGGGUAAAAAAGGAGAAAAAGGAACAACAGGAGAAAAGGGUCAGCCAGGCCUGGAUGGUUUUCCUGGCAAACCGGGAGCACCAGGAAAAGAGGGUCUAAGGGGUCUCAUUGGUGCACCUGGAACAAGUGGAGUAAAAGGAGAAAAGGGUGAGCGAGGACCUGCAGGAAUACCUGGAAAUGCGGUGCAGAUGGACGGCCUGAAAGGAAAAGACGGUGUCCCAGGGCCACAGGGUCCUCCUGGAGCAGAUGGGCUUCCUGGACCUCCAGGUCCAGCCGGUCCACCUGGUGAACCUGGAGUACCGGGAGAAAUCGGACUAAGAGGAAAGAAAGGAGAAAGUGGACUGCCAGGAGUUGACGGCCUUCCUGGACCCCCUGGUCCUGCAGGCCCAUCUGGACCUCCUGGAGGUCCUGGACAUACUGGACCGCCUGGAUUACCGGGUGAAAUCGGCUUCUCUGGAAAACCAGGCGAGGCGGGAAAACCAGGACUCCCGGGAAAGGACGGCCUGGACGGUCUUCCUGGAAAUGAUGGUGAGAAGGGGCAAAGAGGUGAACCUGGAUUAGACGGUUUCCCCGGCAAACCUGGUCCAAAGGGAAGUGAGGGACCACCGGGACCAAGAGGACCACCAGCAGAAAGAGGUGAGACCGGUCUCCCCGGUGAGGUUGGUGUAAUGGGACCGAGAGGAGAGAGAGGAAUGCAGGGUGAAAGAGGCAAAGACGGUGACGUUGGACCCAAAGGAGAAAAAGGAGACAAGGGUGAUACUGGACCCAGAGGACCCCCUGGAACCCCAGGAGAUGUUGCCAAUGUGAUUCCUGAACCUGGAGAACCAGGAAAGCCUGGAGAGAAAGGAGAGAAAGGAGAACAGGGAAGACCUGGAGAGAUGGGACUAAGAGGACUUCCUGGAGAGCAGGGCUUCAGAGGACUUCCUGGACCUCUGGGAGUGAAGGGAGACACCGGGGACAAAGGAGAUGCUGGUAGUAACGGAGAACCUGGUCCUCCUGGGUUGCCUGGUACUCAAGGCCAGCGGGGAUUGCCGGGCAAUGUGGGAAUCCCAGGUAGUAUUGGACCACCUGGUAUUGCAGGUCUGAAGGGAGAGAAGGGAGAUAUUGGUAAAGAGGGUCAUGUAGGCCCCCCUGGUCUACCUGGAGAGCCUGGUCUGAGAGGGGAAGCAGGACCACCUGGGAGAGGCAAAGAUGGAGCAAAGGGUGAUGCAGGACCACCAGGGUUAGCUGGACCUCCAGGACUGAAGGGACCACCAGGUAAUCCGGGGAUGCAGGGGAUGCCAGGAGACAGAGGUUCUCCAGGAGGAGGAAUAACCGGACCAGCUGGACCUUCAGGUCCACCCGGUCUAUUAGGAGCUGUGGGGCCGAGAGGACCUCCGGGUGUACCGGGACCUCAGGGACCUUCUGGACAUAAUGGUUUGCCAGGAAGGCCUGGAGACAAGGGAGCACAGGGAGAACCGGGUAAAGCUGUUGAUCUGUCUCAGCUUGAUCUAAAGGGUAUAUGUUCAGAUUGUCCAGCUGGACCUCCUGGACCAUCAGGAAUCCCUGGAAGUCCAGGAGAACAAGGACCUACAGGACCACCUGGGAAAAAUGGACAGGAUGGAUACCCGGGUGCACUUGGGCCAACAGGACCUCCAGGACUACCUGGACCUGAGGGAAACAAGGGUGUGAAAGGUGAUAAAGGUGCUCCAGGAGCAGCCGGUGAUAAGGGUGAAAAGGGACUUCCGGGACCUCCUGGUUAUCCGGGCGCUGCAGGAGCGAUGGGUCAACCGGGUAAUGAUGGUAACCCUGGACCCCCUGGCCCUCCUGGAUCUCCUGGAGAAAAGGGUAAAGAGGGACUGAAGGGGAUUCAGGGACCUCCAGGUCUACCAGGCUUAAUGGGAGUGAUGGGUAAGCCUGGCAAAGAUGGAAGACCAGGAGAACAAGGAGACCCGGGAAAACAGGGAGAACCUGGACCGCCAGGCAGAGAUGGACUCAGAGGACUUCCUGGAUAUAAGGGGCACAGAGGAGAACCUGGACCUCCAGGAUCAAAGGGUGAGGACGGGAAGCAGGGAUCACCUGGACGGGAGGGUCCACCUGGAAAAGACGGAAUGAAGGGACCUCCUGGACCUGAAGGUCACAGAGGACCGAGCGGUGAACCGGGUAAACCUGGAGAGCCGGGGCCGCCUGGGAAACCCGGCCAUGCUGGAAAUCCGGGUCUUCCUGGAGUCAAAGGAGAGCCAGGAAGCCCAGGAUUACCCGGCUUUGCAGGCCCAAAAGGACCCACGGGUCCGUCUGGUCCUGUCGGUCCCGAGGGUAAACAGGGCAUGAUUGGCAAACCUGGAGACAGAGGAUUCAAGGGAGAAAAGGGUGACCACGGCAUAAAAGGAGACAAAGGUCAAACCGGAGACCCAGGAAUGCCAGGAACCCCGGGACCUCCAGGCAGGAAGGGUCAUACAGGUAUGAUGGGAAUGUCCGGACCUUCAGGAGAGGCUGGACUCUCGGGACCACCAGGUGCACCAGGUCAGCCUGGACUUCCAGGAAUCCGGGGAGAAACUCCAUCUCUGGAAUCAAUACGGAGAUUAAUUCAGGAGGAGCUUGCCAAGGAACUGCAAGCUAAAAUGGCCUACCUCAUGGCCCAGUUUCAGCCCACACACAUAAAGAGUACGGCCGGGCGUCCCGGCCCACCCGGACCCCAGGGUAAAGAUGGAGCACCUGGACGACAAGGUCCUACCGGAGAGCCUGGUAUGCCCGCACAAAACGGAGCAGAAGGACCCAGAGGACCAGCGGGACCCAAAGGCGACCGAGGUGCCAGAGGAGAAAAAGGAGAAGAUGGUGUCGGGCAGAGAGGAGAACCUGGUUCAUCCGGUCCCAUUGGUCCGGCAGGAAUCCCCGGAUACGGUAAAGACGGUUCUCCUGGAGCGUCGGGAGCUCAAGGCGAGCCUGGAAAUCCAGGUCCUCACGGUCAGCCCGGCCCAUCAGGUCCACCAGGCCAGUGUGACCCCUCACAGUGUGCCUACUACGCCGGACUGGCAUCACGACCUCACACGAAGAACGUCAAAGGAACCUAAAGGAACCUAAGCUUUAUUUUCUCAUGAGCCUGGAGCUAUUUAUGAACUUCUGAGGUGUCAAGAUGUGUGAGAGUGUGUGUGAGAGUGUGUGUGAGUGUGUGUCCUGCCGGCCAGAUAUACUUGGUGGGACAAAGGGGAGGGUUUGUACUGUACUAUGAGGGAGGUAAGUCAUUUAGAUGUAGCCGAUUCUCUUCCAUCAGGGAUCUGUUCAGUCCAUUCAGUCUGUACCGUGUUCCCUAUGCGACCUGAGAACAUCACCCUGAAGAUCCCAUGAUUUCCCGAUUCCUCGCCGUUUACGAUAACGUUAUCCGCCACGGGUUACUGGUGUUAAAUUAGCCUGAGGUUAUUAUUCCACGUCGGCGGAAUCGAUCCGCCGGAGUGUGCGUGACGGCACUUAUCUAGGGAGGGGAUUUAUCUUCUGUAGUUCCAUCGAUCGCCGGGUACGUGCUGGUCAGUGUGGUGACGGAGGGAGAAAAAGUGAAAUACGAUCGGCGUACGACGACACCGGGCUUCAGAUGAGGUUGUUGGCGAGUCCGCUGAGUCAUCCACCAUCCGUUUAUUAACCGCAGUUGGGGUCAAAAGUUUAUAUACAUCGAUCA